UAGGAUACAUUACUGCAUGACAGGGUACACUCAAAACUAGUGAAGGGUAGUCCUGUAUCGGACCUUUUUUCCUUCUGAGGCACCCCGUUGCAGCUUGAUCAGGUUUGUUGCCGGUGAGGUGUGGAUGAGCCAACAAUUAUACACUUUACCGAGAUAAGUCGUGUUUUGAUAAAUCAUGACGUCAUUUUCAGGUGUGUGGUACAGGCGUUCAUCGUGUAGCUUGUCUCCCUUGCUUUGUUCACGAUGAGCGGCCUGGCGCAAACUCAGUCGGUGCACGCCCGACUAACAAACUCCGAAAGCGCGUCCUCAUAUUCUGAGGAGCCAGAAAUCCUCUCGCAUGAAGAAUAUCCACCUAUACCACACGAAGCCUCAGAAGAGGUUGGCGCUGCAACGGACAGUCCGAAGAGACGCCAUCACUCCACCAGCUCCCUCCAGGUGUGCGACCUCAAGGCUAGCGUUCAAGAAUCACCGACGACAGGGGGGUGGCGACGGAGCCGUCGUCGUCUGACAAAAUCUACAUUGUCUGGUCGUCAAGAUACGCGACGACAACGCCGGACGGAGCUUAGACUGCUAUCCGUGUUUCUGACUGUUACCCUUGGGAUCUAUCUCACAAAAUAUCUUUCUCAAUGUGUCUGGCCGCCCCGGCAUGCUGGCCUGAGUUCAGACGCGACCCCUCCUGGCUUGCAACGUACGGAAACGCGUUUUCGGCUUUCAGGUCCACUGUCUACUGCAACUGGAAAGGGUCGCCGUCUGGCGGCUGAGGAGCGAGAUGGAGGCAGUGGUGAUUCUCCGGGUGAUACGGCGUCCCAGGAAGAAAGCAAAAACCCAUUUUGCAACUCACCAGGAAUCAGUGGGGAUGCGGAGGGCGUUCGAUUGGCAAGCUCAGGUAACAGUGACCAGAGGGAUGUUGGCCCAUUUGGGGACAGACCCGCUGCCCUAAGGAGGCCAGCGAGCAGCAGCUGGGCAUUGGCAGUUUCAGGAGAAGACACUCAAGGAAGUGUAUUGUCGUCGAAUACAUCGGCGUCUUCAGAGCAGAUUCGAGGGGGUCGAGUUACUGAAGCCCAACUGCUCCGAGAAUUUGCUACCAAGGUGAUGGGUUUGGCUGCAGAAGCGUCUUCGAUGUUGUCCGCGCUCACGCAUUCCAGCACUGAAGUGAGAGGGGCUCUCUUGGCUCUAACAGAAAUAUAUGGCACGCUGCUAAAUGGGGCGGAUAACGUUGAAAAGGGAAUUGAAUCUGAGGGCAGACACGACCGACCGGAUAGAGACAAGCAUCAGUCUGUCGCUGGAGGCGAACGCGGAGUGGCAGAGAAAGAUAUCGAAUCUUUGGUACACAGUGGAAAAGGCAUUGACGAUACCCAGGCCGUGGACCAGCAGAAGCCGAGAUCCCGGCAACCCAUCCUCACUCGACUAGACACCUGGGAUGGGAACGCGUUUCCUUUGGGAACCAUUUUCGAAGUAGGAGAAGAUGACGUGCAUGCUGAUGACGACAACAUCGUGGACACCAAUUCGUUGUUCCGGAUCGGCAGCGCACCCGGAGGUCCCAAAGAAAAGCCGCUGUCACUGGCGCAAGCCAUCUCCGUUGUCGGAAUGCCCCAGGUUGCCAAACACGGAUGGGAUCCUUUCUCGUCGGCAACAAGCACCAGUGACGCAUGGGAAAAUUUUGUAACACAGCAACGUGAUGCCAAAGCGACUGCAGGCGAUGACGCCAAUGAUGUAACUGGCGGCCAGCCCCGCAGACCAUCGUACAGUGAGGUCCUACAGCAUCCCCCCGCCCGGUCACACUCUGCACCUCCGAGGAGCACAGCAGCAAACGGAAAAGGGAUGGCGAAAAGAGUGGCUGGCCUUGGACAGCGACUCACAUCAUCAGGGCAUCGACAGUCCGCCACUAGCCGAGACGCCUCAGAUGAGCGACCCCAUUAUCCCAGUGGACCUCGAGUGCCAGGACGAAGGCCCACCAACCGCUUCGAAAGCAUCGAUCGUUCAGCUUCUCAUAGGAGAGCAGGCGCGAGACCAAGCCUCCCCUCUAUGCCUCCACCAAAGCCUCCGCUGCCACAGAUAUCAAAAGUGGGUUUUGGCGCCUCAGGAACGCCCGUGCAACGGGGCGCCAGUCAGGGAGGGACGCCAUCAGGGUCUGAGAAACGCGAUGGUGGAGAGCCGUCGAAGGACGUCAAAGGACAGGGCGAGGAUGCAGGGCAACCCGGUGCUAGCGGAGGGCCACUGGGGGGUGCUGGAGGGGGAGGGCGCCGGCCUGGCGACGACGAGCGAGACGACGACAAGCGGAAGAAGGGUAAGGGGUCGUCGAGCGGUGGCGGGGAGAAGAAGAAAGAGGAGCAGGAGAAGAAGGCGAAGAAGGAGAGGGAUCAAAGGGAGGAGGCGAAGAAGGAGAGCAAACCGAUGGACGGUCGCGAGGCGAGGGGAAAAGAAGUGACACAAGGAGAUGGCGGCUUGAGCAGUGUCUCAGGCAAAGGAUCGACUGGUGAAGGGGCGGGGAAGAAGAAGGCGAAAAAAGACAGGGGUAGGCGGGCGAUUGAAGAGACUGUCAGAGACGUUACUGAUGCAGGGGUGACGAGUGAGGCGACGGGUGGUGUUCCGAAAGAAGGAGAACCGCAACAGGGCAGUGAUGACAGGGGUGUGCACGGUGGUGGCAGAGGAGGUGACGGUCCAGGAUCAGCUGGGGCGACUGAGACUGGAGAUGCCCUGCAGCAUGACUCAGGGGGUAUUGGAUCUGGGUCCGAAGACAGAGACAAGAGCCGGUCUGAAACAGCAGCUCGUGAGAAGCAGGUCAGUAAGCGACAGAAGUCGAGUGGAGGAAGGCGGAAGAAGAAAGGUGCUAGUGUUGCGCCACAGACAGGACAGACGACAACCGGAGAAGCCCCGAGGUCAGCUGUAGACUCAGAAGGGGGAAGGGCGGGACCGUUGGCCGCAUCCGACAAAAACAAAGCAGGCACUGAUGAAGGCGGAAGGGAUGCAAAGGGAGAUGAGGAUGGAGAGGCCGCCACCGCGGGACCGCGGGCUGGGGCGCAGCAUACAGGAGAACACGGCGGAGAGACUGAAGUGGUGGGUGAGACGGUGAAGGUCGCUGAGGCGGACGAGGAGGGCAGUGACGCCGCCGCUCAGCGGGAAGCAUUACGAACAGGAGCAAGACCCAAAACGUCUUCCGCAGCAGGCAGACGCAAGCAGAAAAUGAUGGAACAGCAUGCAGAACAGGCAGAGUCUGUAUCGACUCGAGUGUCAGCCGCCGCAGAGGUCCAGGAAGUAGCGUCACGAGGACGAGCGAGACAUCGCACACGUGCCCCUGAUACAAGGGCGGGAACAGGUGGUAGUCAUAAAGGUGUUAAGGCGUCUCUUGGACCUUCCGACGGCAAAGGAGGACAGGAUGGUGAUGUCACCUCGGCUGGGUCAGUACGAAAAGGACCGAGGUCUGGGGGGGUUGAUAUUCUGUCGGUGUCGUUGAAUAUAUCGUUCAAAACGACGGCGGUGCUCGCCGAGUAUCGGAGAGAACUCGAAUCUCUUGCAAUGAUGGCCGGGGCCACGGAAUUGCUUGACAAGGCUGUGAACGGCAAGGUAUCUUUGGAGGAGAUUGACGCACAUGAUUUUACGGUGCUUUCACAAGCCGUGAUCUUGGAGGCAGAAAUCACCUUCAAAUUGGAUUCCUUGCACGAAGUGGCAAAUGGUUUGAUCAAUCUGGUGACAGGAAAGAAACAGGCAGCGACAAAGGAGGAAGCGGCCACGCCUGCGGAAGCGGUGUCAACAUCAGUUACAGAAACAUCCCGUGGAACAGAAGAAAACGGAGGCGUGUUCGAAGAAAUUCUAGGCAAUAUUCAAGACGCACUCUCCGUUUCCCGUCAGAGAGGAGUGGCAUUGUUAUCAACCGAGCUUCGUCUGCGAGCACAUGCAAUCGAAAAAUAUGUCCUACCCGAACUGCCAGCCAUCGAUCUUCCACCACUUCCCCAUCAAAGCGGUUACGAUCCGAAGUCUAAAGACGUUCUGCACACCUCUGGAGGACAGUCGCUUCCGGUGGCGAUUCCCUCGACCGCUGUUUUCAUCCUGAAAGACUGCCUGAGCCAGUGGAAGGUUACAUCCGAGUCUGGUGCACUCUCGUCGUUAGAGGAGCGAUGGUGGACUCCCCCGUCGGACCCAGAGGAGGCAAAGAGACAAAAAGAGCGCACAGCAUCAGCUUUCCAAAUGGCUGCUUCACUUGUAUCGCUUAGGGUACUUCACGAAACCUCUCGACGUUGGGAUCUGUCUGAUGCAAUCAGACGAUCAGACGAUCCAAGGGUAAGACGGAUGCUCCACGAAACAGCAGGCUUACUCACUUCAGCGAUCAAGGCGGAAGUAUUGGCAAGCAGGCUUGCGGUUGAAGACUAUGCAAAUCUGAUACGUGAGACAGCAAGGGCCAAUGUGAGACGUCCAGACGAGGCGUGGAGGCCUCUCUCGACUAACCAGCAUGCGCCAGAAAUACGGGCCGCCAUGGAUGCGUCGGAUAAGGAGGCUGGAGCUCAUGCUCCGGUUUACGAAAGGAGGCCAGAUGUGUUAGACGGCACCGAAACGCACGAGAAGGACGGAGGCGAUGAGUCCACUAUGCAGUAG
Molecule: messenger RNA, 4590 nt
Organism: Toxoplasma gondii ME49
Lineage: Eukaryota; Apicomplexa; Conoidasida; Eucoccidiorida; Sarcocystidae
Product: Toxoplasma gondii family E protein
Exons: 1
Coding region: 244-4590 (1448 amino acids)
Source: RefSeq, a predicted model, not a curated record